CUGAUAAUAAUAUUAUUUUUUUAUAUUGGUUUAUGUAUUUGUACCCACGAGGUUUACUAACCCGUAGGUUGAGGUUUAAAACGUAUUGUCGCUUGAUUAAUUUCACAUACGGAAACCACGCGGCUCAGUUUGUUCGCCUAAAGUCUUUUUUUUUUUUGUUCGUUACAUUGCAUUCUCCAUCAAUUGUUCGCUAAUCGUGAGCCGUUGCAAGUGUGAACCUUUGUACACAAAUUGAAGUACAUCCGACAGUAGGUAUGUCAAUUUUAUAAAUAUUUAGAAACAGUUAUUUAGUAAAAGUUGGUUGUUCAAACCCAUUUUUCUUAAAUUUAGGCUCUAGUUUUCGAUCAGAUUUUCAAUUCUUUUGUUUUUAAGAUUCCUUAAAAAAUGUUCACAACUAUUUUAUUAAGCAAUUUUUAAAUUUAUCCUCGCCAUUAAUCAUAUUUCAUAACUGUUGCCGGUUGACGUCUGGCUCUUAGGGUAAAAUAUAAAAAUUUAAAAUAUCGAAAAACACCAAAUUUAAAUAUUUUUUAUGCUUUCCAUCUUACCAAUAUUUAGUAAUUAAAUUUUCGGUUUUCCCAUUUCCCGCAGAGAUAUAGCUUUAAUAGUGCGCGUUUGCGGUCUUGGAAAAAUGUUGAUCUCUGGAGAAAAUCUGCCUUCUCAAGUCAAUAAAGAAGUCAAAGUAUUGAAACAUCAUAUAUGUAUUUUAUAUUUUCCUUUCUUACCUUAUCAACGUUCUUUAGUUAGAAUUAACAAUCCAAUUUCCUGUAAAAAUAUACAAGAUUUUAACACUUCCACUCAUUAUCUACUCAAAAGCCAUAUCGUUGAAAAGGAUUAAAAACUUUAAAUUUCAAAAUUCUAACUGUUAGUAGUUUUAUUAGGGUACUAUACUAAUAGAAAACUACUAUUCUUGCCUCUGAAGUUUAAAAAAUUAUACUAACAAUACUAAAUUGGUCUUACCGGACACAAAUUUUCCAUGUUGUGUUAUGUUUCUAAGCAUAAAUGACACAUCAUGCAUGUGAGAUAAAAUUGAAAUGUUUUGACCAUCAAAAAAAAUUAGACGUUUUAUCUUUAACUUUGUGACAUUCAGUUCUUGGAAUGUAUAGGUAACCAUAGGGCGUUUUAGUUCUACAGUAUUUGGGAUAGAAAGCAAGUACCUACGUAAAUGGUAGUUGUAGUUAUAAAAAGGUACUAAAACAUAGUCAAACAAUAGUUUUAUACAUUUCUAAUAAUUUAUGAAAACCAUAUUCUUAACCAUGCACUAUUUCGUUCUAUUCUAGAUUCAUAGAACACAAAUUACUGAUUUAAUGAUUGGGUUCAAGCUUUAAGACCCUUAUAUUCAUCAUUCGUGCUCAAAAUAUGCGUAAAUGUUCACUGUUUGAUUUUUUUUUUAGAUAAUAUAAGUUAGGUAUAUUAAUAAUGAAUAUAAUAUUAUUAGGUACCUAUUUUUGUUUAUUUUUAAUUUUUUGAAAAUAUGAUAGACAACUCUUAAAUGUAUAAUAUUAGAUCAGUUUAAAAUAGUUAGAUACCAUUAAUCAUAUGCAAAAUAGAAAAUACAUUAUUAACCAAUUGAUUGUUUCUUUCCAGCACACUAUUGGCUAUACUUUAUGAUCUAAAAUUUAGUAAAAUUUUACUUCAGUCAAUAUUACUAUUGAUGAUUAACCAAUUGUGUUUUAUUUAUUUAUAUCAUUGUGUGCUAGCACUUAAACUUUUAUUAAAAAAAAAAUUUUAAUUUUAAUUUUUUUUUUUUUACAUUUUCAUAGAUAGCUAUCAUUUUCAAUCAUGAGUGGAGGAGGUAUGUGUUAUCGAUGUAACCGUUCUGGACAUUUCGCCAGGAAUUGCAGGGAAUCUGGAUCUGUAAAUAGUGCUACAUUCAGUCGUAGUGGUCGUGGUGGCAAUGACCGUGAUACAAAUUGUUAUAAGUGCAACCGCAGUGGUCACAUUGCCCGUGAUUGCAAGGACCAGGACAGAUGUUACAGAUGUGAUGGUGUUGGUCAUAUAGCUCGUGACUGUUCUCAAUCUUUUAGUGACCCAUCGUGUUACAAUUGCCGUAAAACAGGACAUUUGGCUCGUGAUUGUCCAGAUGAACGUGCAGAGCGUGGAUCAGGUGGUGGUGGAUAUGGAAGUGCUGGUAGUAACUCUACUUGUUACAACUGUAACAAGAUUGGUCAUUUUUCACGAGACUGCUCGGAAGGCAGAAAUGAUUAUGGAAACUAUUCGUCUCAUUGUCGUAAUUGUAAUGGUUCAGGACAUAUGGCUCGUGAUUGCCCAGAGGGUAACAAACAAAACUGUUACAACUGUGGUGAACUGGGUCAUUUGAGCCGUGAAUGCAGGCAACGUAACUAGUUCCAGAGAUUUGCCAUUUAAUCUAAUUAUCCUAUAUUUUCAAAAUUAUAUAAAAAAAAAAAAAUCAUAAAACAAUAUUUAUUUUGCUAAAGUAUUCUUUGAUUGACAGCUAUAGUAUUUAAAAAAAUUAAACAGUAGUAACAUUAUUUUUUUCUUUAUAAUAGCUAUAUAUAUAUAUAUAUAUAUAUAUAUAUGGCUAUUAUGUUUAUAUUAAUGGUGACAAUAUGUUUUAAUAACAAAGAAACACUUGGAUAUUAAUAGGUACUAUAUAAACAAAUUUAUAUAAAUAGUCUUUAUAUCUUUUUAUAUAUUUUUGUUGUUUAUCUUUUUGUCAGUAAGUAUGUUUUAUAUAAAACCAAAUGUUUUAUUCAAUGUAUAGGGAUUUUAAAUUUAAAAUAUACAUAUUUUUUAAAUUAAAUCAUAGAACCAUGUUAAUGUUCUUUGAAUUCAAAGAACAUUAAGUUCAAACUUGUCUAUAAUAUUAAAACAAAAAGUAUUUUUACAAAGCGAAUUAUGAUUAUAUUUUUUUUUUAUCAUUUAUUACAUGGUUCAUUCAAUUAUAUUCAUAUUAUUAUCUUUAUUUUUUUUUUUUAUUACUUACUAUGCAGCUGUGUUUAAUAAUGUAUGUUUUAUCCAUGAUUUAACUUAUUAAAGUAUUCUGAAUAAAUAUUUUUUAUGUUUUUGUAUCCUAUUUGUUUGUUUUCUUAAUUCAAAUGUGUCUUGAAUUUUUAAGAAGUUUUAGACAUUAUAUUAGUAUUUAAAAUACCCAUCUAUUAAUAAGUUUAUUAGUUAUUGUAUUAUAAUAGUAAAAUUCCUACUGG
Messenger RNA from Cinara cedri, 3164 nucleotides. The record is from the annotation of a GenBank genome assembly. Lineage: Eukaryota; Metazoa; Arthropoda; Insecta; Hemiptera; Aphididae.